GUGUGUGUGUGCACGCGUGGCACGUGACAUAUCAUACUGAAUUACAGAGUAAUUGAAGGCGAUUCGAGGAGAGAAGCAAAGCGGCGGCAGUCAGCGCUAGUCAUUGUGUCAGUCGUGUUGUCCGUGGUUGCUCGUGGUUUAAGCGUCGUCUCCCCGCCGGCGGAGUGCUGCUCCGUUUUUCUUCUUCGCGCCCGCGUCGCCUGAUUGGAAUCUGUCGCGUCGAAAAUAUGUCGUUCGUCCGUUCGCUGUAUAAAUACUUGACGGAGGGCCAUGGUGGUGAAUUGGACGAGAAGACCGGCAUGAGCGAGAAACAAAAGAAAUUGGUGCAGAACACAUGGGCCAUUGUUCGCAAAGACGACGUGUCGUCCGGACUCGCCAUUAUGAACGCCUUUUUCACGCGAUACCCGGAAUACCAAGACCAAUUCAAAUCGUUUAAGGGCAUACCCUUCGAAGAACUAUCGAAAAAUAAAAAGUUUCAGGCACAUUGUGUCAGUGUUAUCGCAGGCUUGAGCAACGUUAUCGAUCAUAUCCACAAUCCAGAGCUGAUGGAGGCGAGUCUGAUCAAUCUUGCCGAGAGGCACAAGAAUCGCGGUCAAACUCGAGAGCAUUUUCAAAACUUGAGGUAUGUACUGGAGGAUCUAAUCCCGUCCGUUUUCGGGAAACAAUACACGCAGGAGGUGCAGGAGGCAUGGAAAAAGAUGUUCGACUACUUGUUCCUGAUUCUCUGCCAGGUUUAUAACGUUUAAGAUCGCGCACGGCUGUAUCGAUGCAAUUUUGGAGUCGCGAUAGGAAGUAGACACGACGCGCGCGCGCGCGCGCGCGUCACGGACUUUUCCGAGAUUUUUGAGUCUUUGGCCUCGAAAAUGCUACGUAGCUAAAUGUUUCCCGUAGCGUAAGCUUUAACUUUGUAAGCUCUAACUUUUCACGAGAGAAUAACACAUUUGUUACGUUUUCUCCAAAUUAUACCGACACUUACUUACUUACUUACUUGUAACGACGAACUACAGACGAAACUAGUUCUCAUAUAUUAUUUCUUUUUUAACAAUCUUCGUAUAUAUCGUCUCAAAGGCGUCUAACACUCGCACCUUGCUACGUGAUCGUGUCUUUUUGACUGCAGAGUGCGAAGCACCCUGUCGCUGAAUUAUGAAGAAUUAGUAAUACACCGUGGUAAAAAUACGCCGGCGUAUACAGAAAAAGGAAGAAACAUAGAGAUUCCAAGUAAUUUAUCGUCUGUCAUUUCAACAUUUUUUCGAACAGUUCAGGUAAGAAACCUGCCUUCCUCCCCUUAACCUCGCCUCUUUUCCUCUUAAUGGAGAAAUUCCUGUUUCUUUUCUUUCUACAGUCAUUUAUCUCGUUCUUUCUAGUUUCUAGUUUCUUCACGGUUUCAUUUUCACAAUUUACAUAAUUUUCUCUUCAUCUCUGUUUUGUCAAUCACUUACGUGUCAUUCCAAAGGACCAUAAAUUAUACAGUGCCUCAGCACUCAAUGUUCAGCACAAAAGUAUGAAAGAACGAAACUACAUUGAGCAACUAGAUUGAGCCAAAAGCCCUUUUUCUCACAGCAUACGUUUGUCGGCGUAUUUUCACUCGGUAAAAAUGCUCUGUUAAUUAUCAAUCAGCAUUUGUUCAGUGUCGAUUCAAAGCAGAGAUGUUCACCUUGUUCUUUCGCUAUUUCCCCCCCCCCCCUCCCCCUAAGCGAGUAAGCGGCGCUUAGGGGAGAGAGUGUGAAGUUAAUCGAGGGUGUGUGUUUGAUGUUUUGUUACUACAUUUAUUAUUUACACCCGUACUCGCGCGCGCAUCCGCUCGAACGCCCUCGCUUAACCUAGCCAAAAAUCGGUGCCAAUCGGUCAGUCGGUGAUAUUUGUGUCGUCUAUUUCGGUUCGGGUUAAUUGUUAAUUUAUAUAGUUAAUUCUAUAUUAUUCCAUAAUAUCUGCGCCGAAACAACAACGACGCUCGGGGGAGUGACACUUCGAAGAUCUUCGAGACGAAGCUAGAGAGAUGAAUAAUACCAACGCGUCCGGCCCUUUUAUCUUAUCAGGCGAGUCGAGUGACAGAAGGGACCUUUGGCCAAACAAUAAUGUCAAAUCGAUAAAAUUUAUAUCGCCACGAUUGUUUUACGUUCGGCAGAAAAAGCAUUAUUGCUGCAGGCGCUUCGCGCCUGUGCUGUCGGCGGUUCUGCAAAUCAUUCUGCAAAUGUCGUAUGAUUUUCUGCCAAGCCGAACUCCACGCGAUUUACACUUUUCCAACUUUGUGUUUCUAACCUUGUAAGCGAUCCAGCGUAUUGAAAGAAAUAUGCUGGAACAAAUGGCGACUGCUUGGCAAACAUAUUAAAUAAUCGUUGGUAGUCGUUUCAUCAACAAAAAAUCUUACAACACAGUUGCAAAGCCACUGGCGCAGCAUAGCUGCGCGAAGCGCUUAUAUCCUGCUGAAACGUAAACGAUACGACGUUUCAGGACGCCAAACGAUCUCCUUGCCGUUAUACGUUAUCGGAGGAAUCGCAGUUGCGAUUGUGCUACUGACCUGUUGCUGCACGCUGUUUGUCAGGAAUAAAUGCGCAAGACUCCUUGGCAAACUCACAGGCAGGAAAAAGCAGGAGUUAGUAUGAGACGAGAGCAUUUUCCGAGUCGAAGAGUCUUAUUCUUCUAACUUUGCGACCUCGCAAAGAAACAUCCAUUGAUCCUUUGUGCGUGAGGGUUUUUAAGGUUGGUGGGGGAUAUCGAGGUAUCACACUAUACACAGGUAUAUUGUCUUGUGAUGACAGAAAUUAUUCACCGUCGUUUCGUUUCCACGAGCGACUACAAUAGAAGCGACUAUAAAAAAAAAGUGUGUAUAUAUAUAUAUAUAUAUAUAUAUAUACAGAUAAUUGAAUGUUACAUAAUUUUUAGCAUCAAGGUACGACAAUAACCCACAACAUAGUGUCAUACAUUAUGAGAUUCUCCAUUAAUUCUUCAAAUAUCGACUGUGUGCGAUCCGUGACUUGUUUAUGUUUAUUUUAUUAAUUUUUCUCGUCUUUUUCAUAUGCGUGAGGCUGAACUGAACUGUGCAACAAACACGUUGAUUAUCGCGUUGAUUUCAUUUGAUUGCACAAAAUCUUAACUGACAACUGACUUAUUGAAGAUACAGUAAAAUAAAUGUAAUCGCAGACACUUGCACAUUU
Molecule: messenger RNA, 3155 nt
Organism: Harpegnathos saltator (Jerdon's jumping ant)
Lineage: Eukaryota; Metazoa; Arthropoda; Insecta; Hymenoptera; Formicidae
Gene: Glob1
Product: globin 1
Exons: 4
Coding region: 228-746 (172 amino acids)
Biological process (GO): oxygen transport
Cellular component (GO): hemoglobin complex; extracellular region
Molecular function (GO): heme binding; oxygen binding
Source: RefSeq, a predicted model, not a curated record